Molecule: messenger RNA, 4428 nt
Organism: Parathielavia appendiculata
Lineage: Eukaryota; Fungi; Ascomycota; Sordariomycetes; Sordariales; Chaetomiaceae
Exons: 7
Coding region: 111-4340 (1409 amino acids)
Biological process (GO): ribosome biogenesis
Cellular component (GO): nucleolus
Source: RefSeq, a predicted model, not a curated record
CACCAUUGACUUCAGUCACUGCCUUGCGUGGGGCAGGCACAUGCAUGCGCCAGCCGCAAGUUCGAUCGAAGAGGCUCACAGCAAUCUACACAACAUGACACUGGCAGUCUAUGGUUGAAAUGGGGGAACAUAACAGAACAGGCGACGCCGCCCUCGUGCGGGCCGUUCGACUCCUCGAUCAGGGCGAUGCCGAGGCGAUACCGGACAGGCUUGAAAGAGUAUGGAAUGCGCUGCAGGAUUAUCGUCGAGGCAGUCCUCACUCCGCCGAGAUGCUGUUGCGAUGGCUCCUGAAGAACAUGGCUGGAUCUACCGCAAACACCGAGCGAGUUCGACGAUACCCACGUGUUUGGGACAUCUUGGGCGCCGUGUUUGCCUUGGUUCCGACCAUUUCCCUGGCAAAAUCGCUGGCGGAUCGCCGCUUCGUGGGCAUACUCCAGCAGACACUCAAGGAGAUUGCGGCGCCACAAGAGGAGGAGGUCGCCCAGAACACUGGGACAGACUCCGACGUGGACAUGGCCGACGCCUCUCCUCUAGAGAGCCCGGGCAACCCCCGAAAACGCAAGAGAACCGACCCUGCCAGCUUCGAUCUCAAGAUUCAGAGCCAAGUAGCUGGUUGCCUUCAAACCGCCGAGUCCGUUUUUGAUGCCCUCCGAAUCCUCCUGUCUCGUUGCGAACAAGAGUCCCUGGACGGGCCAGUGGCCCACCGGAUGGGUGCCGAGCAUGUCAAGUCGCUGUUCGCGGUAUCUGCGGCCGAGAUUAUGGGCAUCUUGGUUCCGUGGCUCACCAUUUGCGGCUUUGCGCUGGACAAGAACAAAGCCGGUGUGGUCAGAGAGCAAUCGUCGUGGGUCUCGACCUGGGCGGCCUUCUGGGCGCUUCACCGCCAGAGUGCCGCUGAUGCCUCCGAAGUCGCAACUCACCUGUCUGGGACUGCUUUCCGUCUUCUGGGCAAGCUCACGGGCACUUCGAGGCAAACACAACCCGGCAUGGAUGUUGCCGUCCAGGACCGCUGGGCGAAAGAACUCCGCCUGUUUCUUUCGCGUAACUUGAUCUUGCCGGCCAGGGCCCUGUUCUUGACAAAUGGAAGCAAGGAGGUGGUGCAGAUCGCAGUCGACAUGUCAAGCGCCUAUGCACACAUCACCUUUCCCGUUCUGUUUGACCUUGUCAGCAAAUCGCCCCUCGAGUUCGGCGGGAAAACGUCCAGGAAGCAGUACGAAGCGUGGAUACAGACAGUUUUCGAUGCCAUUGUGCAUGCCUCGAAGAACAUCAACCGUGAAAACAGGAAGCUGGCCCUCCGGGCGAUCAUGGAGAUGGCAGCGGGGCGAAGCACAAGCCUGUCGGCUUCCAGUCUUCGUGCCGUGUGCAAAGACUACGCCAUCGGAAAGAACAACUACGACUGGAGUCUGCUGCUUUCCAUCAUCACACUUAAUCCCGAUGUCUUUUUAGUAACUGAGGAGGGAAACCGGCUUCUUGAGCAGGCUCUCGAGAAGACGAGAGAAUCCGAUCCGCUUGAUGCCGCAGAUUCAGAGGAGGCAGGACGAUUUAUCGUCCGGCUUGCUGAUGGGUAUGCACAGGCUCGCGAUCUGUCAACGUUUAUCAAGGUCUGGCUCAAGCAUCUUGCUCCUAUCAAGGCCAAAGCUGGUCUCCCACCUCUAUGGGCGCAACAAGAGCUUGACGAGACAGUCGCGAAACUGAUUCAGACAUCUUUAAACUCCAAUCAGCUCGUUGACAUCUUAGACUGGCUCUCGUCACAAACCCAGCCAAGUGAGGGCACUGCCAGGAUACACAUACUCGAAGCGAUAUCCAGCGGUAUCUCGCAGGAAGAGUUCGUCGACGCCGCAAACAUGAAGACCUUUGAGGGCACGCUCUUGGAGAAGUACUCCAAGAAGGACCUCCCGGCCGUCUCUGCAUGCCGGUGGAUGGUUGCCGCAAAGGCCAUAUCCCGGGGCACCCUAGAGGAAGCCGGGCAGAUUUGGUCUCAGGUCAGGUCGGACAUCAAGAGUGUUCUUCGCAAGUCACCCGUAGAUAGCGAAGGCACCUUUGCUGCUUUCAAAUGCUGUGUUGCAACCUGGCUGGCAAACCAUCCCGGCGGCGCAUAUGAGGAUGACGCAGCCACUCUGAUCUGCUCGUUUGCCGAGAGGCUUGAAGAAGAUGGUGAUUCCAUGGAGAUAAAUCUUUCCGAUGGCGGUAUCCCGGUCAGCAAAGGGACCUAUGUCUCUUGGAUUCUGUCCGAAGCGCCGCGCGUCUUGAGUCUGCUCGUCGAAAAGAACGAUCACAUCCCAAAGGCGGUAUCCUCUCUCUUGGCUAUUCCCAGAACCGAAGAUGCAGGCCGUCUUGAGCCUGUUCUAGCUGCCUGCCGCCUGCUGCUGGACCGCGAGAGCAGUUCUAAUGACCAGAAACUGAUGGACACGUUGAUCGAGACCAUGAUCUCGAUGAUUCACACGUCUAAGUCGGGCAGGUUGUGGCCACAGACAAAGACCGCCAUCCAAGUUUUACUCGGCGUCCCGACGGAAGUGCUGAGCAGAACCCAGCGUGAAGCAGCUAUGAAGUCGCUCGUUUCACACCUCCCAGGAGAGUCAGACAAACCAGAUGCUAUUGCACCGGAUUAUUGGAUGUCGGUGCUCAGUCUCAUGGUCAAACUAAUGAGACGGCCAACCUUCUACGAGGGGAUGAGCUUCUCUCAUCUUGAGUCAAUCGGGCGAUGCCUUCUGAAGGCACACAACCGCUCGAAUCGCCGUACUCGGGAAGGUGUACCAGCAGAUGAUGGCUCGGGUAGCUCAGGUGCCUUCAAAUCUCUGCAGCAGUUGGCUAUGCUAUCCAUUCGGCAAAUGGCAAGUGGGAACCCUGAAGAGCGGGAGAAAUCAUAUCUGGAGGAAGCCGCCUCGCUUCUGCAGAGCCCGUGCCAGGAUUCAGACGUAUCACGGAUCGUCCUGCUCCAAGCCUACAUAUCCACCUUGCAAGCCUCGCCUGCCCUUGAAACCCUUGAGGCAGAUGGCUUGGACCUGAACAGCCUCAAGAACCAUCUGCUCCAACUUACGUUACCGAUUAUUGCAUCCAAAAAGCGGAACGGCAAAUCCUUUCCAGCACUGCUCAUCGCCCUUGAGGCACUGAGCGACCUGGACCGUGAAGCCGUGAGACAAGUGCUUGCUAACUCCGCCCCUGGGCUCCUUAAGACGAGCGACUCACUUCUCGAAAACGGUGUCAAGGCUGGUUGGGGAAUCCGCAUAUUUCUGGCGAAUUUCUUUCCUGAAGCACUUACUUCCCCCUUGAGAGUCAGGAUGUCCCCCGAGACAUCAACUGCCGCUGAGCAGGAAGACGAGCCACGGAGCAGCGAGCCCGCUGCAACGCUAGGAAAGACGGCGUUGCUACGGUAUGUCGAUGCCGUCGUCCGGUCUGCCGACGAAGAGACGAAACGGCGGUAUCUCCAGGAGCUUCUGCUCGAGGACAGCGAUGGUCCAGACGUACUCGGUCGCCUGUUGGUCAUCUAUCGACUGGUCCAGCAUCUCAAGGGCUCUUCACGACCCUUGGCUUCCUCAGACCAAUUCGACCUCUCCCAAGCCCACAGCAUUCUCUGCGGCCGUCUCAUGCGAAUUAAAGCCCCGGCUCCCUUCCUCCUGACCUCAAAGGCGAUCCACCUCCUGCUCGACCAGAACCCCGCCAGCAUGACGCAGUGGAACAUCGAGCUUACCCUCUGCACCGUGUCAACCAUCUCUCUGCAGCCCUCAACGCAGGCCCUCAUCGCCGAAUCGCCGAACAUCUAUCCCUCCCUCUGCCGUCUCGUCGAGAUGAUCAUCAAGCGCCACAGGAAACGUCUCGAUGGUCACUUCCACGCCCUCAUUACCCCGCUGCAAUCCCUCAUCCGCCUGCUCCUCUCCCGCCCCUGCACCCACCCUCCCACCAUCGGCAGCAGCACCACGACGGCAGUCACCUCCAUCUCCGCCUCCACCACAUCACCUGAGCAAACAGCGCAGUGGGAGAAACACGCCAAGCUCUUCGCCCGCUUACUCACGCUCGUGUGCGAGCCGACGGUGGCGUCCGUGUCGCGGCACUCGCACUCCCACUCGCACGCGAGCGGCCCGCUCGAUUCGGAAAAGGACCGAGCCAAGCGGUACGCGGGGCAGUACAUGCACCGGGUGCUGGCCGAGUACGUGCGGCUGCAGCUCGAGUACGUGGUGCCGCACGGGGUGCGCGAGGCGCUCGAGCCGGGCAUGUACUCGGUCCUGGACAUCACGGGGCAGGACGUGCUGCGGAGUGUGAAUGAUGCCAUGGAUGCGAGCGGGAGUGUCAUUUUCAAGGAGAUGUACAAGAUGUAUCAGCGGUUUGGGAAGUGGACUGGUGUUUGAGCCAUGUACGUAUGUACGUAGCGUGAGAUAUUCAAUGGUGUAGCUGGCUAGGUAGUUACUCCCAACAUUGAAGGGCUAUAUUGCGUCU